AACAGGCCGGGCUGCGCUUGGGGUUGCCAUGGAGACGAGCACUAGCCGCACCUGGCUUGGGCGCCUGGAGACCGCGCCUUCUCCGGGAGGUACCGCUCCCCGGCCCUAGCCAUGGCACAAGAGACUGAAAACUACGACCCCAUCGGAUCGAUCCUAAUCCAGGUCCAUGAAGACCUUUAUCAGUUAAAGGAGAAAUUAACAAAUUUCCCGCUUGAGGAAAAGGGAGAGACUCUAGACAUUCAGAAUCUUGAAACCGCAAUCAAAAGGACUGAAAUGGGGUUAAAAAUUCACAUCGAGAAGUAUUUAAAUGUUGUAAACCAUCAUGUGUUAACGACUCCUAUUAAUGAUGAUAGUUUAUAUUCUCCUCAUGCUUCCAAAUGGUUGCUUCCAGCUGUAAUUGAUCAGAAAUCAUUUAUUUUCCCUCUGGAAUCUCAGGGUAAACUUUGGCAACCCCAAAGACAGCACAGUACAUUUCCACAAGCCUUUCCAAGAAAAAAGCGAAAGAUAGGGUUGAAUGUAAAAAUCAUGCACGAUCCUGAAAACAUCCACCACAGAAGUGCUAUAAAUUCAACCUAUGGAAUCAGUUUGCCAUACAUUAAUCAGAGAAAAGCAUGUGUGAAGGUUCAGAAGUUAAUAAAAGGGUCUACCACAUCCAACCUCACCGUUCUCCCAGCUUCUCAUCACAGAAAUCCCUAUUUCACCCCCAUACCAGUCUUACAAACGGAAGCCAGGAAAGGAAUUUUAAGUAUGAUAGAACGAGGACUGAUUCCACCAACAGCAAGGAUUACCUUUCAGAAUCCACCCAUUGCACCUAGAGCAGCUCUUCUGCAUAAUUUUGAUGAAGCACAUAAGAUUCCGCCUGUUGCCCCUUUCGGAACACCUCAGAAACCACAGCUGAUUCCAGUGGAAGUGAAGAAGGUCUCUGCCAAGAAACAAACAUCAAAGGGGAAAGGCAAAAGGUCAAGAGGACAUCAUGAUAGGAAGGCCAUGAAAGUCACGAUACCUUCUAGAGCUGUGCAAUCACCAUGGGACUAUGACUUCUCUAUUUCUAAUGGUGUCAUAGACACGACAGCCCCGGACUUCUCAGCAUUCAAGGAACAUUUUAAUUUAUCCUGGGGAAGUAUUUUUUCUCUCUUGGAACACAUCAAGAAGUUUCUCAGGGACUAUGCAAUACCAGAAGUUAAAAUAAAAGGAAACAAUUUGGUAGCCUUCCUUCCAGAGUUUGAGCUGAAGAAUAAACUUACCAGAUAUGACUUUCUCUCACUGGUAGAGAACCCAGUUCACAUCCAAAUGAUGUUAAAUCUUCCGGGCCAAAGGUACAAGGGCCAAGAUGGAAAGUCAGAGGCUGCCAUCAAGAUCCAAGCCACAUGGAAAUGCUUCAAAGCGAGACAAAUUUUCUUCAUUUAUCGCCAGCAGAAGUGGGCUUCAGGUGUGAUUGCCAUCGCGUGGCUCUUACAUUGCCAUAAGACCCGAGUGAAGAAGAUCCUGCAGGAAUCACGUGAAAGACACCUGGAGAAUUUCCGUAUUCGAGCCAAGCAUCUGGCAGCCAACUGGAAUCGCAUCAGGACCUCCAGGAGGACUAUUAUCCAUAUCCCAUCAUUAGGAUAUUCUCAGCCUGUGCGACAAAAUAUUGCCGACCUCAACACAAAGCAGAACAUGCAGCUGGGGAGGCUGUGUGACAUCUUAGAUGCCAAUGUGAGCGUCAUCUACAUCUGCUCCCAUCAGAUGAAUGACGAGUUACUGCUAUAUUACAAUAAAAUCCUGAGUCUACAGGCAGCUGUCAAAUCGGGGAACCUUGAGGACAGAAGUGACCUGCAGGACAGGUUCAAAAUUAUCACCCCUGAAGCUAUAAACAUCUUCCCUAAGCAUCAUAUGUGCCUGGCCACUUACCUGAUGUACAGUCCCAAGGCGAUCAAAAGAAUAAAAAAUCUCAUCCAAGGAAAAGAGGCCUACAUUGUCGGCGGGUUCCUCCACAGAGAUGAUUUGGCCGUGGCGGAUAUGUUAGGCAUCCCCAUCCUGGGUCCAGAGCCUGAACUGGCUCAUCUCUACAGCAGCAAGUCUGGAAGUAAACUGGUCUUUGACAGCAUCAAUGUGCCAGUCCCUCCUGCAGUGUAUGGCAUCUAUCGUCACCAGCAGAUGAUAGAACAGCUGAGUCAGCUGGUCAUAGAUCACCUGGAAAUCCAACGCUGGCUCUUUAAAAUGGACUAUGAGUUUGGAGGAAAUGGGACUGCGUUUUGUGACAUUCCUUCCCACCUAAAGCACUACAAGUGGUUCCUAAAGGAGAGCAGCAGAUAUGGCCACGAAGACUGGAGCAAGAAAUGGGCACAAGAGCCAGCUUUGGUGAAGAUCUCCGAGGAGCUGGCGGGCAUUUUAGCACAGCACGCACAGCCAGUCAAUGAGAAACGGUUCCCGACGUGGAGGAAAUUCCUCCAAACAUUUCUCAGUCAAGGAGGCGUGGUGGAAGCGUAUCCACCUGCAGAAAGUGUCACCAACCUGACAGUCGACAUGCUGAUAGAGCCCAAUGGAGAAAUCAGAGUGUUGUCAACGGGGGACCAGAUUCAUGCAGAAGGCCCUUUCAUCAAUUCUGGUACCACCAUGCCUCAGACCUCGGUGGAUCCCCAAGUUCUCAGUUCUUUGUGCCUCAAAAUUGGAAAUGCUUGUAAAAUGAGAGAUGUGGUUGGUUACUUUUCUAUAGACCUGGUGACAUUUAUCGAUGCAAGCACCAUGGAACAGCAGGCUCGCACAUUGAGAGAGAAAAGGACAAACUGAAGGGCAUCUAUGAACCUACCUGGGGCGGAUGGAGGACAGAAGCAAUGCCCUCUGGUGAAAGAGCGGGAUGGCAGGGAAGCAGGGGACACUUCCCUCCCCAAAUAUUUGUCAUGAGAAAGAAGGACUAAAUCUGUGAUCCCUCGGGCGGUAGGAGGAUGGAACUAUGGGGACUGUUGACUUGUGAUUUCUACUUAUUCAAGUUUGGUAUGGGGAAAAUUGCAUGACAGUGAAAGGGAUCUUCAAACACAGAGCUGGUCCUGUCCCUGGGCUUACUAUCCUUCUAGGCUUUGGGGAUUACGGUCCCACCCUUCACUUGGCUGGUCCCAUGUGUCCUGCCAGCCUUUUGUCACCUAACUCCCUCUUUUUUCUCUCUUCUAACCACACUGGCCUCUCUCAGUCCCCCUUAUUCAUCAUACUACCUCCUGCCACAGGGCCUUUACAUGUGCUGCCCCUCUGCCUGAAAUGCUCUUGCCUCUUCUUUUUCACCUUGUUAAUCCCCCCUCCCAUCCGUAAUAUUUCAGCUGAAGCCACACUUUCUUAGGGAAGCCUUCCCUGACCUCCCUGACAAAGUCAAAUUCCCCUGUUUUGAGUUCUCACAUCACCAAGUACCUCUCCUUCCCAUCACGUUGCCUUAGUGACAGUUUUAAACUUAUUUAUAUGAUUAUCUGAUUACAGCUGUCUCCCUCUGUAGACUGUAAGCUCCUUGAGGAGAGAUAUAUGAUGUCUGUUUUUGCUCCCCACUCAAUUCUCAGCACUGUUUCUGCCCUGGCCCAAAGGAAGUGUUGAGUCAGUAUGUGUUGAAAGAAUGAACGAACAACAGAGGAAUUCCAGCAGGACACUAGAUGUGCGGCCAAGGUUUUUAGAGAGUGAAUUCAGGCAUCAGUUGAUGGACAAGUAAAUAUUAACCGAUGAUUCUGUGAUUUGAUCACAUUAUGACCCCUCAUUGUCUCUUCCUGUUAAUACUUGAGUAUAUGGUCAUUUGUGUUAUGAUUUUCAAUAGAACAGCAUUGGAGGAAGUGCUCAGUGAGUACACCAAAGGCUGUUUCUACAUUGGCAAGGGAAGUAUAUUAGCUCUGCGCAAACAUGUGUAUGUGGGUCAGUAUGUAAUAUAAUAGAAUAAUAUAAUAUAUACCAUAUAU
Molecule: messenger RNA, 3908 nt
Organism: Leopardus geoffroyi (Geoffroy's cat)
Lineage: Eukaryota; Metazoa; Chordata; Mammalia; Carnivora; Felidae
Gene: IQCH
Product: IQ motif containing H
Exons: 18
Coding region: 112-2769 (885 amino acids)
Molecular function (GO): protein binding
Source: RefSeq, a predicted model, not a curated record